Messenger RNA from Loxodonta africana (African savanna elephant), 11500 nucleotides. RefSeq names its product anoctamin 10 (gene ANO10). The coding region runs from base 114 to 2048 and encodes 644 amino acids. The transcript has 13 exons. Lineage: Eukaryota; Metazoa; Chordata; Mammalia; Proboscidea; Elephantidae. The record is from RefSeq and is a predicted model, not a curated record.
CCCCGCCCCGCCCCUCGCCCUGAGCUUUUGCCGGCCCGGCCUACUGAUCUCGCCGGCUCCCAGGCCCGCCCCGGCGGACGUGGAGCGCCGCGGAGGCCGCAAGCUUGUCAAAGAUGAAAGUUACCUUAUCAGCUUUGGAUACUUGUGAGACUUCUUUCACGCCUUUAGUAGUCAUAGAACUUGCUCAGGAUGUGAAAGAAGAAACCAAAGAAUGGCUGAAAAACAGAAUUAUUGCUAAAAAGAAAGAUGGAGGCGCCCAGCUGUUGUUUAGACCCUUGUUAAAUAAAUACGAGAAAGAAACGUUAGAAAAUCAAAACUUAUAUCUUGUUGGCGCUUCCAAUAUUAGAUUGCUACUGGGGGCAGAAGCACUGGGCUUGGUAAAAGAGUGCAAUGAUAACACCAUGAGAGCCUUCACAUAUGGAACCCGACAGAACUUCAAAGGUUUUGGUGAUGACAAUGAUGAUUUCCUCACAAUGGCAGAAUGUCAAUUCAUUAUCAAGCAUGAACUUGAAAAUCUUAGAGCCAGAGAUGAAAAGAUGAUCCCUGGUUACCCCCAGGCAAAGUUGUAUCCAGGAAAAUCGUUAUUGAGAAGAUUGAUCACCUCUGGCAUUGUGAUUCAGAUGUUCCCACUGCAUGAUAACGAAGCCCUGAAGAAGCUGGAGGACACCUGGUAUACUCGGCUUACCUUGAAGUAUCAGCCCAUAGACAAUAUCCGUGGCUACUUUGGGGAGACAAUUGCUCUUUACUUUGGAUUUUUGGAAUAUUUCACUUUCGCCUUAAUCCCCAUGGCCAUCAUUGGGUUGCCUUACUACAUGUUUGUGUGGGAAGACUAUGACAAGUAUGUGAUCUUCGCUUCAUUCAACUUGAUCUGGUCCACAGUGAUCCUGGAGGUGUGGAAGCGUGGCUGUGCCACCAUGGCCUACAGAUGGGGGACGCUGGUCAUGAAGAGGCAGUUUGAGGAGCCGCGGCCGGGAUAUCAUGGGGUUCUGGGUAUCAAUCCUGUCACCGGCAGGGAGGAGCCUCUGUACCCCAGCUACAAGAGACAGAUGCGCAUUUACCUCGUCUCUCUGCCCUUUGUGUGCCUCUGUCUCUAUUUCUGUCUGUAUGUCAUGAUGAUUUACUUUGACAUGGAGGACUGGGCCUUGCAGCUGCAUGAGAACAGCGAGUCUGAGUGGACCAGUGUCUUGUUGUAUGUGCCCAGCAUCAUCUAUGCCAUCGUGAUUGAGAUCAUGAACCGCCUCUAUCGAUACGCUGCCGAGUUUUUGACUUCAUGGGAGAAUCACCGAUUGGAAUCUGCCUACCAGAAUCAUCUAAUUCUGAAAGUUUUAGUGUUCGACUUUCUAAAUUGUUUUGCCUCACUCUUCUACAUUGCCUUUGUCCUGAGGGAUAUGAAGCUUUUGCGUCAGAGCUUGGCGACUCUUCUGAUUACCUCACAGAUCCUUAACCAAAUUGUAGAAUCUCUUCUUCCUUACUGGCUUCAAAAGAAGCAUGGCGUACAGGUGAAGAGGAAGGUGCAGGCUUUAAAGGCAGACAUCGAUGUGACAUUAUGUGAGCAAGUCAUCCUGGAAAAAGAAAUGGGGACCUAUUUGGGCACCUUUGAUGAUUAUUUGGAGUUAUUCCUGCAAUUUGGUUAUGUGAGCCUUUUCUCCUGUGUCUACCCAUUAGCAGCUGCCUUCGCUGUGUUAAAUAACUUCACCGAAAUAAAUUCAGACGCCUUAAAAAUGUGCAGGGUCUUCAAACGUCCAUUCUCAGAACCUUCAGCCAGUAUUGGUAUAUGGCAGUUGGCUUUUGAAACAAUGAGUGUUAUAUCUGUGGUCACUAACUGUGCUCUGAUUGGAAUGUCACCACAAGUGAAUGCAAUCUUUCCAGACUCGAAAGUGGACCUAAUUCUGAUUGUCGUGGCAGUAGAGCAUGCACUUCUGGCUUUAAAGUUUAUACUUGCCUUUGCCAUACCUGAUAAACCGCGGCAUAUCCAGAUGAAACUGGCCAGGUUGGAAUUUGAGUCCUUGGAAGCACUCAAGCAGCAGUCCAGUCCAAUCCCUGUCUGAAGAAUUGGCUUCGGGAAUGGUUCCAGUCUUGGGUAGCCAGACUCUUAAGUUACACCUUUGAAUUCCUCAAAGGAGCGAGCACUAAGUUGAAAAUCAAACCCAUUUCCAAAAUCACAAUAUAAUACUGCUGGUUUCUCUUUUGUCUCUGUUUUUGUUCGGUACUUUGAAAAUGUACAGAAAUUAUCUUUCUAAGGAUUAUAAUAAUAUAACUAAAAUCGCUAAGAUAUCGUUAAUAAAGAAACUACUUCAAAAAAUGGUUUUUAGGAGAACUGAAAUUCUCCCUUUAUAUCCUUUGAGAACUCUGAAACCAAGAAGAACUGCUCAUUGUGGUAACAAGCUGUGGUUUUAGGUUUCUUUUGCCAGGGUUAAGAAUUCAAGUACCUAACUUGUGCUUUUAAAUGGUAUGUGGACUUUGCCAGUAUUUUCUGAGUGAAACUUUCUUGUUAAUUAAGAAUGUAUUAAGGCAGGUGGACACUGUAGAGUGUGUUGGCAACUCUUGACUGGAGGGGGGAUGGGAAGAUAGAGAGAGAGGGAAGAUGGCAAAAUUGGCACAAAACGAGAGACUGAAAGGGCUGACUCAAUGGGGGAGAGCAAGUGGGAGAAGGGAGUAAGAUGUAUGUAAACUUACAUGUGACAGACUGAUUGGAAUGGUAAAUGUUCACUUGAAGCUUAAUAAAAAUUAAUUAAAAAAAAAAAAAAAGAAUGUAUUAAGGCACAGAGCCAAUUAACACCCAGGCAUUCCAUCACAGACUCCGAAGAAGCAGGUAGAACACACAGAACCCCAUCAUUUACAGGACCCAUUUGGAAUUUGGCAGACCACGUGUUCAUCUUGAGCCACACGUAAUGGGGUUUGGUUGCUCAAAGGACAUAAUCACGCUUUUGUAGGGGGCCCAAUCUAACAGGGUAGCCCAAUGGAUGAUGUAUGCUUACAACAUGAAGCUUCACUAUGACCUUGUUAGUGACCAUUUUAAUACAUUUCAUGUAGAUUUGUUACACCACUGCUUUAUACUUAGUCUAAACCAGGCUAUAAAAAUAUUUUGGACUGGAAGAAAUGACAGUUGGAUUCUAAACCAUCCUAGCUGUAGAUACUCCUAGCCUCUAAAGACUAAGUACUAAAGAAAAAAAAAAAAAAAAACUCAAAACUUUUUUUGUUAACUCACUCCAGGGUUGAAUAAUCUAUGACUCAGAGAGUUCUAAGUAUUAAAAAAUCGUUUGACAGGAAUUCAUUUUUUUCUAUCUAUGUUGUAUAAAUUAAAUAUCCUAGAACAGAUAUUUCUAACAUUAUUAUUUUCUGGUUAUAAAAGUAAUAUAUACUGGUGGAAAAUACAAAAAAAGUAUAAAGAAAACAAAUUACCUGCAGUCUUACCAUCUCUAAGCUGAGGAGCUAGACAAAGGCCACUUCUAAGGUCCAUCCAGUGCUACAGGGCAGCUCGUCUCCCGGAGACUCAGUAUACACACUGUGGGGCAGGGUGCCCUGUGGUAUUCAGAUGACAGUCAUGUGAUCAGCUGGCACUGUUGUGUAAAAAUAUCCACGUGCCCAAAGAUGGGAAGGGAGUUUGGAAUGUUGUAAAUGGAAUUUAGUGUUCACUUGAUCUUUUUGCUGUAGAGUUGUGAGCUAAUUUUGUUACCUUUUUAAAAGGAUAAGACACAGCUUUGUGGCUAACUAAGGAUAUGAAGAAGUUGUUGGUUUGGGGGAGAGACUCCUCCCAACACACCUGUCUUUAGAGUACAUUCUGGAUCCUUUGACUGUCAGGAAUUGGGUGGUGGGUAAUUCAUCAUGUUAGCCCCUCAGUGUCAUUAUCAGCCAUCACGUAUGUACAAGCGAUCAUCCCCUUUGUGCUAAUGAUUUAUCAGAAUACCAAUGUUACUGUUGUUUCAAAAUUAUAAUCACUGUACGGAUGAUGAUGGCUACUUCUUUGCCUCCGAGAUUUCAGUAUUGGCUCACAACAUUUAAAGAUUUGCCUCUAAAAAUGUGGUCAUGAUCAGCUUUAACAAAACAGCCUGAUGUUUUUAUAAAUGAGUUGCAUGUGGUGAGUGAAAACAGUUGCACAUCACGUGCUUUUGAUGUUUGCCGUGACUGUGCUGCGAAGGCUGUGAUUCAACUUGGAAAAUGUGCAGCCUGCUCAAGACAUCCAUCCAGCGCACAGGAGCAGCAUCCACAGGAGGUGCCGCAGAUCUCAGGAGCCCUAACGUCAUCCUGUGCGUGGACUCAAUCUCUUUCUAGAGGCCCGUUCAGGAGGUGCCAGAAGAUGGCACUGAGUGGUUGCCAUGGCAGAUGAGAUUCUUCCUGCUCACCUGAGAGCUGUGUUUCUGUAAACUGUGAACAUGUUCGUGUUUAUCACAGUGACAGCCUGUGGUUAGCCUGCUUUUAUACUGAUGGGGUUCUGCUCCUGCGUGAUGAUUCCUUCUGUUUUUUCCUCCUUUACCAUGUUGCACUUUCAAGAAUGGUAAAAAUAAUUAUUUCACCUUAAAUACUGUGUGCCACUUGAAGUAAAUAGAGGAAAAUUGUUUUUCUCUUCAGGCCCAAGGAAGCGGAUAAUUAUCCUUGGCAAAGCAGCUGAUGAAAAUCUAGCAAUACCAGAUAAGUUGAUCGAUAAUUAGGAAAUCACAAGUAUAUAUUUGAAGUUGAGAUUCCAGCUCUUUGGCAGAACUCUACUAGUUAAAAAGCAUUAAGGAAUAAUUUUGAAGUUUCUCAUAAAUUACUGGAAAGCUUUAAAAUCUUUAUAACAUCACAACACAAAGGGUUCUGGAAGGUCAAGGGGACUGCAUGGGUUGAGGUGGCCAUCCUCACAUUGCAUCUGGCCAAUUCCUUGUGUGGACUGUUUCAGGAAUUCCUAGGUCCUUCAAUCUAAUUAAUAUAUAGCACCCUGUUGAAGCUGAAGAUAACUAAAACAAGUCCAUGAGAGCCAAAGUACAACACUGAGUAUAUCCCACCUAAAUUUAGAGACCAUCUCAAGAAUAGACUUGAUGCAUUGAACACUAAUGACUGAAGAUCAGACGAGUUGUAGGAUGACAUCAAGGACAUCAUAUAUAAAGCAAAAGGUCAUUAAAAAGACAAAACAGAAAGAAAAAACCAAAAUGGAUAUCAGAAGAGACUCUGAAAUCUGCUCUUGAAUGUGGAGUAGCUAAAGCAAAUGGAAGAAAUGAUGAGGUAAAAGAGCUGAAGAAAAUUUUUCAAAGGGCGGCUCGAGAAGACAAAGUAAAGUAUUAUAAUGAGAUGUGCAGAGACCUGGAGUUAGAAAACCAAAAGGGAAGAACAUGCUCAGCAUUUCUCUAGCUGAAAGAGCUGAAGAAAAAAUUCAAGCUUUGAGUUGAAAUAUUGAAGGAUUCUGUGGGCAAAAUGUUGAACAAUGCAGAAGCAUCAAAAGAAGAUACAAGGAAUACAGAGUCACUAUACCAAAAAGAAUUGGUUGAUAUUCAACCAUUUCAGGAGGUAGCAUAUGAUCAAGAACCAAUGGUACUGAAGGAAGAAGUCCAAGGUGCACUGAAGGCAUUGGUGAAAAACAAGCUUCCAGAAGUUGAUGAAAUACCAAUUGAGAUGUUUCAACAAACACAUGAAACACUGGAAGCACUCCCAGUUCUAAGCCAAGAAAUUUGGAAGACAUCUGCCUGGCCAACUAACUGGAAGAGAUCCGUAUUUGUGCCCAUUCCAAAGAAAAUUAAUCCAACAGAAAUUAUGAAACAAUAUCAUUAAUAUCACACACAAGUAAAACUUUGCUGAAGAUGACUGAAAAACUGUUGCCCACAGGGAACUGCCAGAAAUUCAAGCCAGAUUCAGAAGAAGACGUGAAAUGAGGAAUAUCAUUGCUGAAAUCAGAUGGAUCUUGGCUGAAAGCAGACACUACCAGAAAGAUGUUUACCUGUGUUUUAUUGACUAUACAAAGACAUUCAACUGUGUGGAUUAUAGCAAGUUAUGGAUAACAUUGGAAGACUGUGCAUUUCAGAACACUUAAUUGUGCUUAUGUGGAACCUGUAUAUAUACCAAGAGGCAGUCAUUCAAGCAGAACAAGGAGAUACUGUGUGGUUUAAAGUCAGGAAGGGUAUGUGUCAAGGUUGUAUCCUUUCACCAUACUUACUCACUUUGUAUGGUAAGCAAAUAAUCCAGGAAGCCAGAGUAUAUGAAGAAUGCAGCAUCAGUAUUGGAGGAAGACUCAUUAACAACCUGCAAUAUGCAGAUGACACAAUCUUGCUUGCUGAAAGUGAAGAGGACUUGAAGCACUUAAUGAUGAAGAUCAAAGACUACAGCUUUCAGGUUGGAUUACACUUCAACAUAAAACAAAAAUCCUUACCAAUAAGCAACAUCAUGAUAAUCGGAGAAAAUAUUGACGUUGUCAAGGAUUUCAUUUUACUUGAAUCCACAAUCAAAGCCCAUGGAAGCAGCAGUCAAGAAAUCAAAUAUUGCAUUGGGCAAAUCUGUUGCAAAAGACCUCUUUAAAGUGUUGAAAAGCAAAGAAGUCAGUUUGAGAACUAAGCUGCACCUGACCCAAGCCAUGGUAUUUUCUGUCACAUCAUAUACAUGUGAAAGCUGGACAAUGAAUAAGGAAGACCGAAGAAGAAUUGAUGCCUUUGAAUUAUCGUGUUUGCAAAGAAUAUUGAAUAUACCAUGGACUGCCAGAAGAACGAACAGAUCUUGGAAGAAGUACAGCCAGAAUGCUCCUUAGAAGAGAGGAAGGCAAGACUUUGUCUCACAUGCUUUGGACAUGUUAUCAGGAAGGACCAGUCUUUGGAGAAGGACAUCAUGCUUGGUAAAGUAGAGGGUCAGUGAAAAAGAGAAAGAUCCUCAACAAGGUAGCUUGACACACUGGUUGCAACGAUGGGCUCAAACAUAGCAACGAUUGUGAGGAUGGUGCAGGACUGGGUAGUGUUUCACUCUGUUGUACAUAGGGUCCCCAUGAGUAGUAACCAACUCUAUGGCACCUAACGACAAUAACAACCCGGUGAAAUCACACCCAGGUGGGAUUUCUUGGGGAUCUGUUAUUGCUGUGACUCUGUCUAGAGUUUGUCAAAGUGUUGUUAUUGUUGGGUGCCGUUGAGUCAAUUCUGACUCAUAGUGACCCCAUGUGACAGAGUAGUAGUGUUUACUUGGCUGUAAUUUUUAGGGAUGCAGAUCACCAGGUCUUUCUCGUCUGGAGCUUCUGGGUAGAUUCGAAUUGCCAACCUUUUGGUUAGCAGCCAAGCAGUUAACCAUUGUGCCACCAGGGCUCUUUGGGCAAAGGGUGGUGUUGUUGUUGUUAGGUGCCAGCGAGUCGGUUCCGACUCAUAGCAACCCUAUGCACAACAGAACGAAACACUGCCCGGUCCAGCACUGUAUCAGACAGUGUUCCGCUGCUAUUCAUAAGGUUUUCACUGGCUAAUGCUUUUCAGAAGUAGACUGCCGGGUCCUUCUUCCUAGUCUGUCUUAGUCUGGAAGCUCAGCUGAAACCUGUCCUCCAUAGGUGACCCUGCUGGUAUCUGAAUACCAGUGGCAUAGCUUCCAGCAUCACGGCAACACACAAGCCCCCACAGUACGACAAACUGACAGACACGUGGGGGCAGGCAAAGGGUAGAGGCUCUUAAAAGUCAGAGCCAUCGUAAUCCUGCAAGACCAGGAGCAGUUUUCUAGAAGAACCAAGUAAUACACAGGAUUUUUCAUUUAUUUAAGAUACAAAACCAAAAAACCAAACCCCUUGCCACUGAGUUAAUUCCAACUUAUAGCGACCCUAUAGGACAGAGUAAAACUGCCCCAUAGGGUUUCCAAGAAGUGGCUGGUGGAUUCAAACUGACAGUCUUUUGGUUAGCAGCCAAAUGCUUUGUGUUAAAUCAAUUUGAGGUGAAAAUUAUGUCUCAGAUCUGAAACAUUUUUCAAAUCUUCAGUUACUUAAAACUGUAAAAAGUUUUAGAGACAAUUUCUGCUUGACUGCUUCACAUAUGCAAUACUUCAAGAAUAUAGCAGAAAGAAUUUCUACCUUAGGCACUAUAUUAGUUUUCUACUGCAGUAUAAUAAAUUGCCACAAACUUAGGAUCUUAAAACAACACACAAUUUUUCUCAUAGUUUCUGUGGAUCAGGAGUUCGGGCACAACUUAGCUAGGUCCUCUGCUCACUAGGUCUCACUAGGCUGUAGUCGGGGUGUCUGUCAGGGCUGCAGUCUCAUCAGAGGCUCAACUGGGGAAAGAUCUGCUUCCAAGCUCUCUCAGGUUAUGGGCAGGAUUCAUCUCCUUGUAGCCAUAAGACUAUGUGUUUCUGUUUUCUUGCUGGCUGUUGGCCUGGGGCUGCUUUCAGCACCUAGAAGCCACCCACAAUUCCUUGCCACAUAGCCCUCUCCACAGACCCUCUCACAACAGGCAGCUUACUCUUCAAGGCCACAACAGGGAGUCUUUCUGUAUGGAAUCUCUGGCCUCAGGGAGAGUCUAAGCCCUCUUUUAAAGGGCUCCCAACUAACCUUUCUUUUAAUUGAUGAAGUCAACUGGUAGAGAUUAUACAUUUGCCGUAUAAUCUAAUCUAAUCAUGGGAAUGACAUCCAUCACCUUUGUCAUAUUCUUGUGGUUAGAAGCAAGUCCCAGGUCCUGCCCACACUUGGGCAGGGUGGAGGGGGAAGGGAGGAGAUUAUGCAAGGCAUGGAGACCAGGAGAUGGGAAUCAUGGGUAGGGGGUGCCAUCCUAGGACACCCCCUGUGUCAUCACAGGCACUCGGUGAAUGGGUUAAGUUUAUAGGUGAGCUGCUCAAGCCUAUUUAAAACAAAGUGUUACGUAUCUAGAAUGCCAUUAUUGUGCAGUUUUCCUUGGGUUUAGAAUGGGAUCAGAGGGUGAAUAGUUGAGGAAAAAUGAUUCUUCCCGUCUCAUUGGAACAGGGUUUUCUCAUCCAUCAGCCCCACAUCACCCCCAGCCCUUUGGUGAUAGGCCACAUCUCUAACUCCCACAGACCUAGAGGGGCCCAGCCCUCUCACACUGCCCUAGACGUCUUGCUGACACAUCCACACAGGCUCAGCCUUGUUUCCAACCUCCCUGGGUGUCAGAUAACCUUUUUCCUGUGCAUCCCCCGUCAAAACUAUCCCACUAGCUAAGGCUGGACUCACUAGAUAAUUAGACUGAAAGCAUCAGGUGUGGAGACUAACUUUCACGGGCUCUUGCUGUUUUCUGAUAUCAGAGAGAUGUUGAGUGUUGCUGUGUUUCUCUUGAAAAUCUAAAAUAUCUUGUGGCACCCCUGUGAGUUCACCCUGUAGGGUGUCUCUUUGCAGAGUUUGGGAACUGUAGCUCUGCCCUGUGCAGGGUUUUACCUGCAUUGAGCAUUCACUUUGUAAGGUCCAGUGUUCAGGGCUAAGGAGGCAAGUGGAGGAAGAAAUACGCCAACAACUGGCUUGAACACCAAGCAGACAUGCUGUGGGAAGACAGAGGAAGGCGUGCUUAUUCCCCGGUUGAUGGGGAAGGUGGCAUUUUGCCUUAAGACAAAACAAAUAUCAGCCAUGGCAUGAUGCUUCCUGAUAAAAUGUCCUUAUAAUUUGCUUGAAGCAGAGCUGAAAUCCUUAAUAGACCAUCAGUGAGGCCUUGGUAAUCUGUUGAUUUAUUGUAGAGCAUAUGCUUCCUACUUUAGUGGUUAGUUGUUUAAUUAUCUUCAUUAGACACACUAAGGUGUGUUUUUAAAGUGAGCUUGAAGAGAAGACAUGUAAUUGUAGUCAGAGAUUAUCCCAGUUCAGCACUUACCCUUGAGCUGUCUAAGAGUCCCCCGUGGUGCUGGCAGGGCAUGGCGCCAUGUUGAACAGAGCCGGGGUGCAGUGCAGUAGAGAGAUCAAGAGCUUAGGUGGAAGGAAUGGCCUUGGAAAGGACCGAGGCUGCCUCGGCUUCCAGCCAGGGUGAUGAUGUUUCUAUAGCACUCUAGGGUGAGGGCUGUUCGGGGACGUGACUCACCCGAGAGCACAGGAUGAUUCAGUCUCCCAACACAUUGGUAACCAGUUCGCCCUGGAGUCCUGUGUGGGCAGCUCUGCCAUAGACAAAAUUUUAAAACAAUAUUAUGCACCAUUUAAGUAUAGUACGCGUGAGGGAAGAGCAGUGCAUACCCACUAAACAUAGGAAUGAUAAAUAUACUAUCCAGAGUGGUCCUCUGGAGAGUCAGAUAAGAUAGUGUGGAGGGUGCCAAGCUAUAAUAAACUAAAAACCAACUUUUUUUUUUUUUUUUGGUUUAUUAUAGCUAAGCUAUAGUCAAUUAUAUUAAAAACCCAACAAAAAAAAAAUAGUCAAUUAUAUUAGCAAUGUUUAUUUCUUAAAGAAGCUGGGUAGUGGAUAUGAGGUGGCUGAUUACGUUGUUCUUUCUAGCUUUGUGUCCUCAAUAUUUUUAAGUUUUUGAUGGGAAGAGUAUUAUUUAAUGAAUUUAUGAGAAAUAAAGUUUUAUGUUUGUGCUUGUUGGUUUGUUUUAAGGAAAACUAGCAAGUGAGCAGGUAUAUGCUAUAGGGCUGUCUAUCGUUACAGAGUUUUGGUGGCAGCUGAGCUAAAAGAAAGCCCACUGGGCAGGUGGUGGAGACUCUGUGCCCAAACCAGGCUGUACCGUGGUGUCUGCCUUCCCCCAGGCGCAGUGACCUCUGAGAGCCAUGUUUCUUCAUCAGUAAAAUGGGGGAUGGUGGUGCCAGCUUCCCUGAAAAACUGCACAGAUUAAAGAAGAUAGCAUGUGCCCAAGCCUGGCACUUACUGACCACAGAGUAAACAUCAGUUCAGCCUGGUUCUAAAAAUGUGAUGGCUUUUGGGCACUUCAAAGAAUGCAAGGGGAAAGUUAGGAAAUAUAGGAAGAUAUUAAUCUUAUUUAUUAUAUCUAUUAUCCUGUUAAAAAGCCACACUGCUGUUGAGUCAAUUCCAACUCAUAGUAACCCUGUAGGGUUUCCAACGCUGUAAAUCUUUAUGGAAGCAGACUGCCACAGAGCCGCUGGUAGUUUCAAACUGCCGACCUUUUGGUUAGCAGUCAAACACUUUAACCACCAUGCCACCAGGGCUCUUUUAUCCUAUUACAGAACAUAUUUAUAUUUAUGGAAAUGGCUUCAUUCUGUAAUUAGAACAAAAAAAAGCAAUAAGUAGAAUUGUUUCAAUUUUAAUUCUUUAAUUUUUCCAACCCCAAAAUCAUCUGAGAUAUUUGGUAACGCUGCAUUAUGCCUGAAACAAAUUGAACCAUGAAACUACUGGCCUGUGAAAUGAUUAAACGAAUUGAAAAUGUGUGUAAACAACCGGAUUAAAAAUAACGUAAGAGUCCAAGUAGAAGCCCAUUAACAAAAGAAAUGGUGUUUAAUUUUAUUUAUGGCAUAUUUUGGUGUUUUCCUUUUUUCUCUCCCUUUUUUUAAAUGUGUCUCUAUAAUUGAUAGAUACACAAAGUGAUUGAAUAACAGAAUUUCAGCCUAAAAGGGAACCUGGGAUUUUUUAGUUUUUUAAAUUUUUUUUUAAAUGAAACUGUAUUCUCCUUUGGUUCAUGAGUGUUUAUUUGAUGGAAAGUGCAUGUU